Messenger RNA from Prorocentrum cordatum, 1962 nucleotides. NCBI's taxonomy places the organism in Eukaryota, Dinophyceae, Prorocentrales, Prorocentraceae. The record is from the annotation of a GenBank genome assembly.
AUGGCUGUUCCCCCUCAAAUGCCAGCUACGGUAUCGAUGACGAUCAUGGUCAGGACCCCCCCAGCUAGGGUACAGGCAGAGAACAAGCUGGGGCACCAGCCAGGGUACCAGCAACGGUACCAGCUAGGGUACCAGCCAUAUUACCAGCUAGUGUACCAGCUAGGGCACCCGCUAGGAUACCAGCCAGAGUACCAGCCAGGGCAUCAAUGGGAUUACCAGUACCAGCCAGGCCGCCAGGUCCCCAAGAUAGUCAGCAUCGAGGCGCAGGAGAGGAUCGAGGAGGUGCCGUUCACGCUGCAGCAGGAGCGCGCCGUCGAGGUGGAGCAGGUGCAGGUGGUAGACGCGUUCACCGAGGUCGUCAAGCCGCAGGUGCAGCUGGUGGACAAGCCGGUGCCAAGGGUGAUCACCGAGCCCCUGGAGCGCGCCGUCGAGGUGCACCAGGCGCCCCUGCUGGAGGAGCAGCCCGUGCCCGUGCCGCAGGUGAUGACCGUGGAGGCUCUCCGGGAGCAGCCCUACGAGAACAUACAGCAGGCCGUGAAGCAGGUCCCCCGCGUCAGCAUGGAGUACCGCGAGAGGCUGGUGGAGAUGAGGCAGGAGCUGCGCCAGGCGUCCGCGCCAGGAGGCGCCGUGCUGCACGGCCUCGCAGGUGCGGUGGUAGAUCGAGAGGCCGAGGGUUGGUGCGGGCAGUAUCCCAAGUGGAUGCUGAUCUACCAGGACGACUCCAUUUUUCUUCAAUGGUGGGACUGCGGUGCCGUCUGUUUGCUGGUGGUCAUCACAUUGACAGCGCCAUUCGAGACAGCUUUCUUCGACCGCGACCCGGUUCUGGACGGCUGGUUCGUGUUCAAGACGUGUGUUGACAUUUUGUUCUUCAUCGACAUGUGCAUGCAAUUCUUUAUCGUCCAAAAGGAUGAAAAUGGGCGGCUGGUGACCGAGCCGUGCGCGAUUGCAAGAGCGUACAUGCGAUGCUGGUUCUGGAUUGAUUUCGCAUCCAUCAUCCCCAUCGACGCCUACAGUAUAGCAACGGGCUACAAGCAGCGUCCCGGCAUGUCGGGGCUGAAAGCCGUCAAGAUAGCCCGAUUGCUUCGCCUCGUGCGCCUCCUUCGGCUGGCAAAGAUCCAGCGGAUAUCCAGCCGCUGGCACACCAGCUUGGGCAUCAGCAACGCUGUCCUGUCGAUGAUGAAGUCUCUGGCCGUGCUCCUGAUAGUGAUUCACUGGAUUGCCUGCAUCUGGGGGUUCACCGCCAUGCAGCAGCCGUGCGGCGGCGGGGGCUGGCUGUCGUCUAUGAAGGGCGAAGUCCCUGGAGAGGGGUGCUACAGAGAUCAGUGGGAUGUAUAUCUGCUGUCCUUGUAUUGGGCAGUAAUGACCCUGACAAGCAUCGGUUAUGGGGACAUUGUGCCCUUGAACACAUCAGAGUAUGCCAUCUGUACUGUAUGCAUGAUAUUCAUGGCGGCGUUAUGGGCUUACGUCAUUGGAGCUAUGUGCAGCAUCGUGGCGACCAUGCACCCGCAAGAGAUUCGGUUCAGACAGGACGUAGAUGGACUGAACGAGUUCAUGGAGGAUUUUGACAUGCCUGCCCAUAUGCGAAAAAAGAUGCGCAGGUUUUUCUACGAGUCCAGAGAAGUGCACAGGCACCGGAUCGAGAAGAACGUGAUUGACCAGCUGUCGCCUUCCCUGCAGGGCGAAGUCUUGCUGCACCUGCACAAGAAGUGGAUCAAAGGAGUGUGGUAUUUCUCCCAUUCGGACGACUCGUUCGUGGUGGCUGCCUCGCGCCUCGUUCAGAUGUGCGCGUUCGCGCCGGACGAGGAGGUCUACCAGGAGCGAACGCUGUUCAUUGUGCGCCGGGGCCUCUGCGCCCGCGGGUCCAACACGCCCUUCGGCCUGGAGAUCCACGAGCAGGUCCGCCUCCAUAUACGAAGGUCGUCCACGAAGGAGGAGUCUUCCAAGAACGGAGGACGGCGAUGA